AUGGUUUUAACAUUCUUUUUUGCCUACUUACUAGGCUUUGCAACAUGCGAGGACAACAGCCCCCAGUAUGCUGUGGCUGCCAGCAAAAUCGACACUUCCCUGGUUGUCAGGUAUACUUCCACUUACCCACCUGAGAUUGCUCCUGUCAAAACAGUCUAUGAAGGUUUCAAGACAAUCUACCUCAAUGUUGUGGACUGUGACUAUGUCACGGUGGAAAAUGUCAAUGAGAGCCCUUCCUCAACUGGUAUAUUCACAACGAGAACACUUUUGCCGACACUGACAGAAUACCGAAUUGGCUGUAUGGUAGACACUAGUGUGACAACUCGAGGGGAGAUGAUCCAAACAGCACUACCACAAAGCUCUGUUGAGACAGCACAUGGGAAUGCCAGAAGAAUGCAGUUCGAGGCAUCUUCCCUCGCGAAUGUUCUCGGUAUUGCCCAACGAUUGUCCUCUGGCAUCGAUCCUACCAACCAGAACAUUACUGUUCGAGAGUUUAGGUUCUUACAGGAGAUCAAUACUGCACUCUUCGCCCUCAAUAUUUGCAACUCUGGUCUGCCUCUGGACAAGAUGUGUGAAUAUCUGCAGGACCAAAACCUCCGCGGCCAUCUAGAGGAUAACUAUAUCAACCAAGAUGAAGCUCGCAAUAUUGUUUGUUUCUGCUCUGCCAACGGUUUGUAUUUCAACGAGUCGAACGACGAGCUGCUUGGAGACCUUGCCGCUCUUGAGUAUGCUGUUCAGACGCACGCAUACGGUACCCAAACCUUGCAGGAGAUUUGUCAGAAUCUCGACUACCGGGCCGCCAGCAUGCUGGGAAUUGACGUUGGCGAAAUCCAAGCAUUCGUGUGCAACGGCACUGGCGGCAUCUUACCCUCGACUAGUACAGCGAGCGCUACGAUGUCGUUGACUACCGGCUCUGGCAACUCAAGCACGGCGAGCACGGCACUUGGUACAGGCUCUUCCGCUGCUCCUUCAGGCAUGGGACUAUCCUCAACAGAGUCAGGUCCGGCUCCUAGCUCAUCUAUCAUCUUGGGAACUGAUGGUCCAGCCUUUAGCAGUGCCACGUCAGCUGCAGGCACUGUUGGUCCUUGGUUCAACGCAUCCAGCACGGCAACCAGCACCACUGCUGAUGUUGCUGCUAUGACGGCCAGUGAUAUUGCUGGUCGGGAUACGGCAGUAGCCGCUGCAAUGUUCUAUCCACCACGACUUAUUCGGGAAAGACUUCGACGACAUGGCCACGUUGGCUAA
This is a messenger RNA of Lithohypha guttulata, 1245 nucleotides long. RefSeq lists its product as uncharacterized. The transcript has 3 exons. The record is from RefSeq and is a predicted model, not a curated record. Lineage: Eukaryota; Fungi; Ascomycota; Eurotiomycetes; Chaetothyriales; Trichomeriaceae. The coding region runs from base 1 to 1245 and encodes 414 amino acids.